Messenger RNA from Cornus florida, 1131 nucleotides. Its product is annotated as glucuronoxylan 4-O-methyltransferase 1-like. Gene Ontology annotation, biological process: xylan biosynthetic process. Gene Ontology annotation, molecular function: glucuronoxylan 4-O-methyltransferase activity. The record is from RefSeq and is a predicted model, not a curated record. The transcript has a single exon. NCBI's taxonomy places the organism in Eukaryota, Viridiplantae, Streptophyta, Magnoliopsida, Cornales, Cornaceae. Bases 121 to 1050 code for a protein of 309 amino acids.
UUGUCUCUGUCUGUUUCCCUCUCUUCAUCAAAACUCUCUCACCGACUCCCAUCUCCCUUCAUCGGGACCGGGCAAAUAAAUGAUCAACUCCAUACCCUCUCUCUAUCUCAAGAAAAUAACAUGAGAUCCAAAUUAACGCAGUACCCAGCCAUCAAUCAUCUCAUGAAGCUCCUCCUAGUAUUCUUUUUCUUUCUUUUCCUUCUCUUCCUGGUACUAAGAUCAACAUCAUCAUCAACAACCCAUCAAAUUCUUGUAUCAAACUCAUCAGAUCCACAAGAUCAUCAAGUAGAAGCACAAGAAUCAAAAAACCCUAAUUGCUCUCCAACAGAUACUACCACCUGCGCCAAAAUUCCACCUUCUCUCGCCCAAGCUCUGGUCCACUACGUCACCACGAACAUCACUCCGCAACAGACUUUCAACGAGAUCUCAGUCACAAUGAGAGUCCUUCUGCAGAAGAAGUCACCCUCCAACCUCCUGGUGUUCGGGCUCGGCCACGACAGCCUCAUGUGGGCGGCGCUCAACCACGGCGGUCACACCGUCUUCCUCGAGGAAGACAAGUCGUGGAUCGACCAAAUCGAAGCCAGCAAGGUGUUGCUACCCACAUUAAUGGAUUACUCGAUAUUCCACGUGGUCUAUGAUACUCAGGUGAACCAGGCUGAUCAGCUGCUGAAGAUUUGCAUGGGAGAUGACGAGUGUAAGGUGGUGGGUGAUCCUAGGGUUUCAAAGUGUGGGCUUGCGCACAAAGGCCUGCCGAAGGAGGUGUACGAGACGGAGUGGGACCUGAUCAUGGUGGACGCACCCACCGGGUACCACGACGCGGCUCCGGGGAGGAUGAGUGCCAUCUACACUGCUGGGUUGAUGGCGAGGAAUAGAGAGGAUGGUGAGACUCAUGUGUUUGUUCAUGAUGUCGAUAGAGUGGUGGAGGAUAAGUUCUCUAGGGCUUUUCUUUGUGAUGGUUAUUUGACUGAACAAGAAGGGAGGUUGAGGCACUUCACCAUUCCUAGUCAUAGGACUCGCCUGGGCAGACCCUUUUGCCCACGCCUACAUUAAGGUGUAUGUUGGGCUUGGAUUAUACAUGGAAUUGAAAUCUUGGUAUUAGAAUUGAAAAUAAUUUUAAUUUAAUUUUUUAAA